AACCAACACGUUCAAAACUUUUAUAAAUACAACUUCUUUAAUAACUAUUCGACACGUUCUCUUACACUCAUUACUAAAACUUACCAGCACUAUAAUACUAUUAGUGACAUCAGUUACUAUAAAAGUAUACUGCAACUGUUAUAGCGAGUAUCAACGUAAAUACAAUAUAUUUUCUUUUACUUAAUGCCGUCAUAAUACAGAAUGUCGCAACACACCGGAAACCAUUCUGAUCAGGCACAUCAAAACAGUCCUGGUGUGCGGAGAAGUGAACAGAAUUCCACAACUGUUUCGCCUGUAAGAACUAUCAUAAACACAACUACUCAAAGAACUACUUAUGACCGGCACAUACCUCAAAGAACUCCUGAUCCGGUCAAUGAUUAUCGUCAAUUGCGUAUUGAUGAUAAUACAAAAAAGCGAAAAAUUUCAGUGAUCGAAGAAGAUGCACAGCAAGAAGAGGACGGUCGUAUCUAUAGAGCUGUGCUUGGAAAGUCGAUGUUUCCUCUUAAGGAUACAACGGAUGAAAUUAUUCGACGUAUAAAUAAUAGUAGUCCAUCCAAAGUACAGAAAACAGUAUUACCCUACAGCACACCGACAAAGAGACGAUCAAACGCUAUUGAUUCGCCUUUCAGAAAUUCUUAUUCAUCAAGUCCUCUUCCAUUUGAAGCGCAAAUGAUUCUAACUAGUCCACGCAAACCACUGAGGUAUAUUAGUAAACAUCCAUAUAAAGUACUUGACGCGCCAGACCUUCAGGAUGAUUUUUAUUUGAACUUAGUUGAUUGGUCCUCAAAUAAUGUUUUAGGAGUAGGUCUGGGUACUUGUGUUUAUCUUUGGAGUGCAGCUACAUCAAGGGUCAUUAAACUAUGUGAUAUGGCAAGCCAAGGAAAUCAUAGGAACAGCGCAGAGAACGUUACAUCAGUUAGUUGGAUGCCAACGGGUUCGCACAUAGCUGUUGGUACAGCUUUAGGUCCCGUCGAAAUUUGGGAUGUACAAAAAAGCAAAAGAGUUAGAAAAAUGAGAGGUCAUACCCAACGAGUUGGUGCCCUGGCUUGGAACCAAUAUACAGUCAGCUCAGGAAGCCGUGACAGACUGAUUUACCAUAGAGAUGUAAGAGUACCAAAUGAGUUCACAACAAAAUUAACAGGACAUAGACAGGAGGUUUGUGGCCUCAAAUGGAAUCCGGAAGGAACACAACUUGCCAGUGGGAGCAACGAUAACAAACUCCUAAUUUGGGACAAUGCAAGUGACAUUCCUAUUUAUAAAUUCCUUCAUCAUACAGCAGCUGUUAAAGCAAUUGCUUGGAGUCCACAUUCACAUGGUCUUUUAGCAAGCGGUGGUGGUUCUCAAGAUAAACACAUUAGAUUUUGGAGUACCUCAACUGGCGAAGCGUUGGAGUGUUAUGACACCGAGUCACAGGUUUGUAACCUUGCAUGGUCUAGACAUUCAAACGAACUUGUUUCAACUCAUGGAUAUUCUCAGAAUCAAGUAAUCCUCUGGCAAUACCCUUCCAUGGAACAAUUGGCAGUUUUGAGAGGUCAUACAUAUCGUGUCCUGUAUCUUUCCGUUUCACCUGAUGGGCAAAAUAUAGUUACUGGUGCUGGAGAUGAAACAUUGCGUUUUUGGAACAUUUUUAAUAACGGCGAAAAAGAAAAGAGACGUGAAUCUGUUUUUGACAUUCGCACACAAAUUCGUUAAUACUAUAUGAUUUUCAAUGGUAAAAAAUACUUAAUUACAGUAAUUCUUAUAUAUUAGCCAGUAAAAUUAAUAAAGCAUAAAAGUUUUUUGAAAAAAAAUAUUGAAUUAUAAUAAUUAUAAUCCUUUUUUUAUAAGUUUAAAGAUUAUUAUUUAAUUAUGCAAAUCAAUUUUUUUUCCUGCAAAUUUAUCAAGUAUAUAUGUAUAAUUUACCAUUAUAGCCAAAUAAUUUGAUGAUUAUUUUUUGUAUAAAUUUAAUAAGCUCACUAUUCUUGUAAUUACUAAGUUUUAAAGUGUCAAUUAAAAGAACUUUAUAUUUUUAAUAGAUUUAUCUUU
Messenger RNA from Rhizophagus irregularis DAOM 181602=DAOM 197198, 2025 nucleotides. The record is from RefSeq and is a predicted model, not a curated record. Lineage: Eukaryota; Fungi; Glomeromycota; Glomeromycetes; Glomerales; Glomeraceae.